This is a messenger RNA of Syngnathus acus (greater pipefish), 2381 nucleotides long. It is a transcript of the gene marveld2l, whose product is annotated as occludin/ELL domain containing 1. The transcript is spliced from 6 exons. The coding region runs from base 270 to 1802 and encodes 510 amino acids. The record is from RefSeq and is a predicted model, not a curated record. Gene Ontology annotation, biological process: bicellular tight junction assembly. NCBI's taxonomy places the organism in Eukaryota, Metazoa, Chordata, Actinopteri, Syngnathiformes, Syngnathidae. Gene Ontology annotation, cellular component: bicellular tight junction; apical plasma membrane; cytoplasmic vesicle.
UCAGCACAAGCAGUUCAGGUUUAAUAUUUAAGCUUCACCUCCCACCUACUCGCCCUCCCUGUGUGCACGUGCGUGUGUUGGAGCGGAUAUCAAAAGCCAACAGUGAGUCACUUGAGAGAGAUUGAGAACGGCUGGGCCUAGUGGGCCUGGCAGACCGAGAAGCCCUUUUGCUGCCCGUAUCAGUUCCAGGGCAGAAACUAAAUACCUCCACGAGUGGAGCAAUAAGACAUGGAGAAGGCCUGAAGUGAAUACCAAAAUCAGCCUACACAAUGCAGAAACCAACUGGAGUGCCCGUGUGGGUGAGUCACACACCCAUACCAGAAAGCAGCUCACGUGAUGGUGACUCCACAAGCAGCACAUCACAUUCGCCCCCUUCUGUACAGAAGGACAAUAACGAUACAAAAGGGAGUUUGACUAAGCUGAGGUCAUUCAUCCCCACUUCAUGGGGCAGCAUGAAAUGGAAGUGGGGAAAAGACAGCCUGGACGACUCUGAAGCCAGCAGCGGUCAGAUCAAGAUCGUCCCUGACGGAACCAGGGUGAGCCCUCCUGUAAGUCCCUUUCUGGGACGCACGAAAUGGGACGAAACCCCGGAAAGGCCUUUUUUAAAAGAAGCCAGUCAAAGCCCAAAUGACGAUUCUCUACUCACGAGCAUCCAUCCAGCCGAGUACUAUGCUGAGAAGUUGGAGGUUUACAACCAGAAGUACUCUUACUUGAAGUCAUGGCCAGGCCUGCUCCGACUUUUGGCUGGCAUUGAGCUUCUAUUCGGGGCUAUGGUCGUCGCUUGCAUCAUCGGCUACAUCCAUAAAGACAGCGAAUGGUCCAACACAUACGGGCUGUAUAAUGGCGUCUACAACAACGGACUGGGCCUGUCGGGAUACAGCUACAGUGGACCAAUGACUCCCUUUGUCGUGUCGGUGGCUGGAGUGUGUUGGGUCUUGACGAUUAUCCUUCUGGUGUUGGGAAUGACUAUGUAUUAUCGCACCAUCCUCCUCGAUGCACCCUGGUGGCCUCUGACCGAGGCCUUCAUCAACAUCACACUGUUUCUACUGUACAUGGCGGCGGCCAUAGUAUACGUGAACGACUUGAACCGCGGGGGGCUGUGCUACAUGACCAUCGGUAUCAACCCCAUCUUGGCCGGUCUGUGCCGAGUCGAGGGCGGCCAGAUGGCGGGAACCACUUUCAUCUUUAUCAACAUGACCAUGUAUCUGGGAAGUUUUGUGGUCUCGCUAAAAAUGUGGCGGCACGAGGCCAGACGGAGAGAGAGGGUGGAGUUUGAGGACAAGGUGAUGCCGGGGGAGAGCGCUCGCUCCAACCUCCUGGCCCCACCAAAGGCAAAACACAUAUCUUUCAAGCCCAAAGCAGACGCGAGAGGAAGCAAAGGUCAAAAAAGGCCGGAUGUGCUCACCUCUGUCAUCAAGAAGAGCCCCGCGUGCAUCCCCAAAGUGCACAUCAUUGCAGAUUAUGUCAUGAAGUACCCGGAGAUCAGCUGUGUGGAAGAAAGGGAAAAAUACAAAGCUGUGUUCAAUGACCAGUAUCAGGAGUACAAAGAGCUUUACAACGACAUCAGUGCCACCCUGAGUAAGUUCAGUGAGCUGGAUGCUGUCAUGGCACGACUCAUCACGGAUGGAAAAAGCAGAGAGGAUCGAGACAGGAUUCAAAAUAUCAUAAAGCAGUAUGAGCUGAAAAAGAGUGAUCCUGCUUUUUUGGAGAAAAAGCAACGUUGUGACUACUUGAAAGCCAAAUUGACGCACAUAAAAAACAGAAUCCAUGCUUUUGACCAAAAUACGACUGGUUUUGAAUGAUAACAGCCCAUUUUAUUAUAUUAUUGUGAAUAGACAGAUAUAAUUUUCUGAGGAAUGUACAAGAUGUUGCUUUAUUUUUCUACAUCUUUUUAUUUGCACGGCCGCUAUUGGCUUUCAUACUUACUACUACUGUAGAUUAAUUUCGUUUUCGCCAUCUUUGUGGUUGUACUUGUCAGGAAGUGACUGGAGCAGGGCGACCAAAUGCAGCUUGGACCAGGGUUUAUUGAAGAACUCAAAAGACAAACUAUAGUUGCUCGACUAGGGACGUGAAUAAAAGAACAGAACAGAACGAAGACUAGAAACAAGAAGAUUUGUGACUAGAACAAUUCGACAGGGAGUGACACGCAGACAGGACUUAAAUACAAGACAGUUAACGAGAGGCAGGUGACGGUGUUGUUACACUGAUCAGAGCACAGGAGGGGAGGGGCGAGCACACAGACACGCGAACCGAAACUAUGACAUUAAAACAAGGAAAGAAACUGUGACAGAUCUUGACAGUACUAUUAUGUUGUAUGUAAAGUGCUUUGUUACAGCUGUUGUAAAAUUCACUAAAUAAAGUUGCAUUCUAUUGUUAUUUUA